AUGUGUGACCAGCAGAAGCAGGUGCAGUUCCCUCCAUCUUGUGUGAAAGGUUCUGGAUUAGGGGCUGGGCAAGGUGCCAAAGUUACUUCUGUGAAAGGUGUGGCUCCGUGCUCAACUCAAACCUAUGUGACAUGCCAAGCUCCAUGCCAGACAACCUGUGUGAAGUGCCCAGCUCCAUGCCCAACUCAAACCUAUGUGGCAUGCCAAGCUCCAUGCCAGGCACCCUGUGUGAAGUGCCCAGCUCCGUGCCCAACUCAAACAUACGUGAAAUGUGCAACUCCUUGCCAGACGCUUGUGAAAUGCCCAACUCCCUGCCAGACGUAUGUGAAAUGCCCAGCUCCAUGCCAGACCCAGAGAUACUACUAUGUUCAGUAUACUUCUCCUUGCCAGACCUACUAUGUUCAGGCUCCUGCAGGUGGCUCAGGCUCCCUGUCCUAUGUCCCUGAUCCAUGCUCUGCUCCCUGUUCCACCAGCUACAGCUGUCUGGCUCCCCGGACCUUCGGAGUGAGCCCCCUCAGACGCUGGGUCCAACGACCCCAGGACUGCAAUUCAGGAUCAGCUGGCUGCUGUGAGGAUUCUGGAUGCUGCAGCUCUGGAUGCUGCGGCUCUGGGUGCUGCGGCUCUGGGAUAGGCUGUUUGGGAAUUAUACCCAUGAGGUCCCGAGGUCCCGAAUGCUGUUGUGAUCAUGAGGAUGACAGCUGCUGUUAA
Artibeus jamaicensis (Jamaican fruit-eating bat) is the source of this 708-nucleotide messenger RNA. It is a transcript of the gene KPLCE, whose product is annotated as chromosome unknown C1orf68 homolog. Bases 1 to 708 code for a protein of 235 amino acids. NCBI's taxonomy places the organism in Eukaryota, Metazoa, Chordata, Mammalia, Chiroptera, Phyllostomidae. The record is from RefSeq and is a predicted model, not a curated record. The transcript has a single exon.